This is a messenger RNA of Petromyzon marinus (sea lamprey), 3691 nucleotides long. Lineage: Eukaryota; Metazoa; Chordata; Hyperoartia; Petromyzontiformes; Petromyzontidae. The record is from RefSeq and is a predicted model, not a curated record.
ACCACCACCUUCCCAAGUCUAUCCACAACCACCACCCCCCAUUCAGCCGUCCUGUCUCCUCCUCAACCCUGAGCCACCACAGCAGCAGCCCUUCGGCUGGAAGCUGCGCAGUGGCAGCAGCAGCAGACAAUGUUCGUGCGGGACGGCACCACUGCUCUGCGCGAGACCACGGCAAACUUUUGCUGCUAAGAGGACUUUUUUUGUGCGCACUGCGAGCAAACAGCGGCGCACAAGUUUUUUUGUUUUCUUUUAAUCUUUCCGUCCGGGUGGUUAGGAGUGAUUUAAAAGAAAAUAAUUAUAUUUUUUGCCAGCUGAUAUUUUUUUUUUAGAUUGUAGUUGUUUCAAAACUGUUUGGACAUUGGUCGGUUUUAUUUAUUUAUUUAGUAUUUCUUUUUAUCUAUAUAAACAGUAGACAUUUAAUUUAUACAAGUCACUCUCUCGCUCGAUCCAUCGCGGCAAUGAUCAGGAUUUUCCCAGACUUUGGCUUUCAAGCCACGAUGGAAGGCGGUGGUGGGUCGGCUCCGGGCGCUACUGGCCCGGCCAGAGUGGUGGACUCUGGCAACGGAGCGCCUCCCAACGUGCUCGGCUUGCCCUCCUACCAGCAGAGAUUUUUGAGAUUUGAAAAGGGACAAUGGCACGUGAUGGGGCAAAAGGUUCCCAGGCUUCAGGCGCUGCGCAAGGAGAAGUCACGGGAUGCGGCUCGGUCGCGGCGCGGGAAGGAGAACUUCGAGUUCUAUGAGCUCGCCAAGAUGCUGCCUCUUCCCGGGGCCAUCACGAGCCAGCUUGACAAGGCCUCAAUAAUCCGACUCACCAUCAGCUACCUGAAGAUGCGAGACUUUGCCGCGCAUGGAGACCCACCCUGGCACCUGCACAUGGACGGCCCUCCGCCCAACACCUCCGUCAAAGCGAUAGGGCAGAAGAGGAGAAGCUCCAGUGCCCUGGCCAUGGAAGUGUUUGAGCAUCAUCUCGGCAGCCAAAUCCUCCAGUCUCUGGAUGGUUUCGUGUUUGUGCUGAAUUUCGAUGGGAGGUUCCUUUACAUAUCAGAGACGGUGUCCAUAUACCUGGGACUCUCUCAGGUGGAGAUGGCUGGGAGCAGCGCCUUCGAUUACGUGCACCCAGCGGACCACUCCGAGCUGGCCGAGCAGCUGGGGAUGAAACUGCCUCCGGGGAGGAAUGCCUCCCUGCAGGCGGCCGCGGAGGACGGCGCCAGCUCAGCCUCCUCCUCGCAAGCAGAGACGCCAGAGCCGAUGGAGCCCACCACGCCCACCAUGCUCAACCCAGACGAGUCGCUGAAUCGCUCCUUCUUCAUCCGCAUGAAGUCCACUCUGACCAAGCGUGGGGUGCACAUCAAGUCCUCGGGGUACAAGGUGAUACACCUGACAGGGAGGCUGCGGGUGCGUUCCGCGCUGCCCUACGGCAUGAGCGCGCCGACGCAGAUCAUGGGCAUGGUGGCCUUGGCGCACGCCCUGCCGCCACCCACCAUGAACGAGAUACGCAUCGACUGCCAGAUGUUCGUCACCCGAGUCAACAUGGAUCUCAAGAUCGUCUACUGUGAGAACAGGAUAAGUGAUUACAUGGACCUGGCGCCGGCCGACCUGGUGGGGAGGAGCUGCUACCACUUCAUUCACGCCGAGGACGUGGAGGGGAUUCGCCAGAACCACAUCGACAUGCUGAACAAGGGGCAGUGUGUUACCAAGUACUACCGCUGGAUGCAAAAAAGUGGCGGUUACGUUUGGAUACAAUCAAGCGCUACGAUCGCCAUCAACACAAAGAACAUCAAUGAGAAAACCAUUGUAUGGAUCAACUAUGUUCUCAGUGACCCCGAGUACAAGGACUGCCCCAUGGACGUGCAGCAACUGCCACACCUCUACAAGAAAUCCUCAGAGUCUUCGGAAACAUCUGAUUCUGACUCAGACUCCAAGGGGAAUUCAGAUGAUCGCGACAGCCCCAAGCCCAAUCAGCGGCACGGUCAGUCCCGCAGCGGCGACAGCUGGGACCCGGAGGGAACCAGGAGUGGCGGGCGGCGCUCGGGAGCCAACAUGCACCACGAGGAGGGCAGCUCCAGCAGCCUGGGGGAGGAGGAAGAGGAGGAGGAGGAAGAAGAAGAAGAGGAGGAAGUGGAGGAAGAGGAGGGGGAGGAGAGCAGUGAGGAGAAGAGCUCGGAGAGCUCUUACUGCGAGGAACAAGGCUACGGCGCCAAUGAGCGCUGCGUGUCUUUGCGUUCCGGCGGCGUCAAAGUCGAAGAGUUCGGCCUGCGACGGCCGGAUGUGGUGGGCAUCGUUGGCCGGGAAGGCAUGGAUGGUUAUGACGGCACCGGGCAGACAAACGCACAGCAGUCCACAAAGCGCCCUAAGAGGAAAAAGCACAAGAGACAACGACCAAAUUGCACUCCUCUGCAAAGCUUACCCAGUCCCCGUGAAGAGGAGAUGGAUAGCAGACGGUAUUCCAGACACUCAGCCUCGUCACACAAUCAGGUGAAAAUGGAAGAGUCUAUUAACUUCGAAGACAGCAGCAUUUGGGACUACCCUCCUAACAGGGAGAUUUCACGGAACGAGUUGCCCUACAGCAUGACCGGUCCCUCCCAGGCAAAGCACUACUCUUCUGGCCACGGGGCGCAGUCGAGUUUGCACGUGGCCAUCCCCGACUCGGUUCUGACCCCGCCGGGCCCCGACAGCGCCACGAGUCAGAAGUCCGUGUUCACAGCCUCCCCGAACCCCGCCGCACCCAACUCCGCGAGCACUUUACUGGCGUCCGACCCCCUGUCCCCUCCGCUGUCGGCCUCGCCGCGCGACGGCAAAGUGGGCCAGGCGGUGAGCGUCAGCCCGUCGGGCCUCUACGACGUCGACGCCCUGCAGCGGCUGCACGCCGGCGGCGCCCCGGGCGGCGGCGGCGCCGGGGCGGCGGGGGCGGGGGGGGCGGCUUCGAGCGACGGCGACGCGAGCCCCCCCGCACAGCGCCUCUACACGACGGGCGCCAUCCGCUACGCGCCGGCCGACUCGGCCUCCUCGUUCGCCGGGGACGGCGGGGCCCAACUGGGCACGCAGCCCAGCAUGGGGCUGGCGGGGUGCGGCGGCGGCGGCGGCGGCGGCGGCGUUGGGUACCACGGACUUGACGGCAAGACGCCCAUGGAGGUGCUUUACCAGCGCAUGCAGCAGAUGGGGGUGCCCACGCCGUUUGCCGGGUCGGUGGCGGGCGGCGGGCUCUCUCACCUGUCGGCGGGAGCGGUGUUUACGACCGCGGAUGGCUACCUGGCCACGAUUCCCUUCUCGCUCUACAGCAAUGGCUCGCAGCCCCCACAGACGCCAGACCAGGAUGAUGACUAACCAAACGGCUACCGUACUAUAAUAAUACCGUCGGUUCCGACUUUCGAAAGCACUUUGCCCUUCCCCCCCCCCCCCCUGUUGUCCUUCUGUACAAAACUAGAGGCCAGGAUAACCACGUCGUAGUGAUUCGUACCGCUUUGAAAAGCCAAUGUUUUGUUUUGUUUCGAGCAGACUGUGUGUAUUAAUAUGCAGCUCAGUGUCUCCAUCAGAGUAAAUGUGCCAUAAUUGACUUUUUAACUUUUGAGCGAUAAACGCACCAACUGUUACAUUAAUGUGCUGUUCGUUUGUUGCAAAUUUGUUUAAUGUAAAAAGAAAAGACUUUUGUCAUAUGUAUACACUAAUUAAUAAAUAGACUCAUGAUUUAAGAA